GAGAAGCCACGAGUCAGUAAUCCUGUACUGUACUUAUAUAAAUUAGGUCUUGUUAAAAGUGUUUCAUUAGUUAACGCUGUGCUAUUGCGGUUGCUGUGUGACUCAGUCAGUUUGGUCCUACAGCUACUUUACAUUUACUAAAACUGCAAGUAGAUUAUUACGAAAUGGCGCAUCAGUUGCAUAAGAAGAAACAUGUUGCUAUUUGUGGUGGUGGAUUGGUUGGAUCCCUGAACGCAAUUUACAUGGCAAAACGUGGGUUUAAGGUGGAUCUGUUUGAAAUGAGGCCAGAUAUUCGGACACAGGAUAUUGUUAAAGGAAGGAGCAUCAACCUUGCUCUCUCUUGCAGGGGACGUGAAGCCCUAAACCUUGUAGGGCUAGAAGAUACAAUCACAAAAAAUGGAAUUCCAAUGCAUGCUCGUAUGAUUCAUGAUCUAGAUGGAAGACGGAGAUCCAUUUUGUAUGGCAAUAAAGAUCAGUACAUCAUGUCAAUUGAUCGGCGUUUGUUAAAUGAAGUCAUGCUGACAGCUGUGGAAAAGUAUGAGGAUGUUGAAAUUCAUUUCUCCCACAAGCUUGUCAGCUGUAACUUUAACACAGGGGAAGCAACUUUUGUAAAUGACAAAGGUCAGAGUGUGACCAAAACAUUUGAUCUGGUCAUUGGUUGUGAUGGGGCUUAUUCCGCCUUAAGAAAGCAAAUGAUGAAACUCAGUAGGUUUGAUUAUCAGCAAGAGUACAUUCCCCAUGGGUAUAUGGAGCUUAACAUUCCUCCAAACAGCAAGAAUGAGUUUGCCAUGGAAAUUAACUACCUUCAUAUUUGGCCAAGAAAUGAAUACAUGAUGAUUGCACUGCCAAAUCUGGACAAAUCAUUCACAACAACACUUUUCAUGCCCUUUGAUAUGUUUGAGUCAUUAGACACUGAAGAAAAACUGGUCAAGUUUUUCAAAGAUGUUUUUCCAGAUUCCUUGCCAUUACUGGGAGAAGAGGAGUUGGUAAAAACUUACAUGUCUUGUAAACCAUCCCCAUUAAUUACAGUCAAGUGCCAUCCUUACCAUGUGGGUGACAAGGCUGUUAUCCUUGGUGAUGCUGCCCAUGCUAUGGUUCCUUUCUAUGGGCAGGGAAUGAAUUGUGGAAUGGAAGACUGCAUCGUGCUCAAUGAAAUUCUUGAUAAGUUUAAUGAUGACUUCAGCAAGGCAUUACCAGAGUACACUAAAGUGAGAAACCCUGAUGCCAAGGCCAUUUGUGAUCUGGCUUUGUACAAUUAUAUUGAGAUGCGCAAGGGAGUGAACUCUAAACUGUUCUUAUUUAGGAAGAAAUUGGAUAACCUGCUGUUUAACCUUUUUCCUAAUUCUUGGGUACCUCUCUAUACCAUGGUGUCCUUUACAAGGACGAGAUAUCACGAAUGUAUUCAAAGAAGACAGUGGCAAGAUAAGGUUUUAACUAAAGUCUUAAUAACGUCUGCCGUUUGUGGAGGUAUUGGGCUCUGUGCAGGCAUCUACCUGGCUCAGAAGAAUUUGAGAUUGGCAGAAAGACUUGAGGAGUAUGGACUAACCUGGGGCAACUUUCAGCAGCUACUUGAAUGGAAAUAAUUGACGCUGCUUAAAACAGCAUUUCAUAAAGCUUUACUGGGACUUUUAAUCAAGGGAACCCUCUAUACAAUGUGCAAUUAUUGAAUUUUUUGUGCCUUAAAAAAUGUUUGAAAAAUUUAAAGUCUAAAAGUUUUGUUAAACAUAUAAAUGUUUGAAAAAAGUUUUUGUAUCUUAUAUAUAUAUUUCCUUUGGUUUGAUAUAAUGAAGAUAAAGUGAGCUUUUAUGUAAUUUUUAAAAUGUAAACAUGCUUGGCAGCUCUUUUGCUUAAAAACAAUACUUAAAGUUACAUUAUACUGUAACUUAAGCUACUUGUACUAUAUUUUUUAUAAAAAAAAAACAAAGAAAGUAGGUUGUGAAUGAACAGAUUUUUUGUUUUUUUAAGCCCAAUUUUUUCUUAUCUGUUGCAAGAUCUUAUCUAUUUGUUAUCCACAUAUAUUGAAGGACGUUUAGAUCUAAGUUAUUGACUCAUUAACUUCUUUGAAAAUAUGUCUUAGAUAUUAUAAAAAUCCAAAUUUAAAAAAUAGAAAAUCACUAUAAAAGACAAUUUAAAUAUUCCUGCGUGUUUGAAUUUACGAAUAAAUAGCAUUUUCAAAUUAUAUGAAUUUAUGUAAAUAGUCCUUAAGAAACAUCUGAUUUUUUAAAAUAUAUUGAUUUGAAUUGUGUCUGUAUUGUUAAUGACAUUAUCAAACAUUACUUAUUUUGGAAUGAAUAUUUAUCAGAUACACAAAUGAAGGAAGCUGUUAAAACUAAAUCAUUUUAAAAAAUGUUCGUGUUGAAAACAAAUAUUUACAUCAUCUCAAGUUAUAUUGUACCUCAUAAUGUCCUCCACAGUUGUUCUAGUCAUGUUAAUAUGGCUUAGAUUUGUUGCCUAAAUUUACUAGCAUAUAAAAAUCAUUAAUUAUUUUGAAGUUAAUUUUUAAUCCAGAUUUUUGUUAUUAUGCACUGAUGAAUUGCUAAAGAAUAUAAUUUACUGUUGCUAGUCUUUAUAACAUGAUAGUGUUCACAUUGUACAAUUUAUAAGAUUCUCAUAUAUAUAUUUAAACUGUUCAACUCAAUGAUUACAUAAGAUUUUUCUUCUUGUGAUUAUAUUAUACUGACUCAUUAAAGACAAUCCCUUUACUGGGGAAAUAGCAAGGGUUGCAUGGUAUUUUACUUGCAGUAUUUGAUGCAACAUUAAAUUGUUUAACUAUCUGUUAAUAAACAAAAGGCCUUUUAUAGGGUCAAAAUUGUUGA
Molecule: messenger RNA, 2816 nt
Organism: Physella acuta
Lineage: Eukaryota; Metazoa; Mollusca; Gastropoda; Physidae
Product: kynurenine 3-monooxygenase
Biological process (GO): quinolinate biosynthetic process; L-tryptophan catabolic process
Cellular component (GO): mitochondrial outer membrane
Molecular function (GO): FAD binding; kynurenine 3-monooxygenase activity
Source: RefSeq, a predicted model, not a curated record